This is a messenger RNA of Enterobius vermicularis (human pinworm), 456 nucleotides long. The record is from the annotation of a GenBank genome assembly. NCBI's taxonomy places the organism in Eukaryota, Metazoa, Nematoda, Chromadorea, Rhabditida, Oxyuridae.
AUGAGGUAUGGUGUAAUGAAACAAAAAAAAAAGACCCAACCAACACAGGACAGUUCCGUGACGCAUUUUAAUGUUUCAUCUUCUGUGCUGGAGUGGAAAGUGGCAGUGAUGGUUAUGGUUAUUAUGGUUGUACUGGUAUACCGAGGGCAACAGGAAAAUUUUGUAUUAGUCGUUCGUAAAGAGCUGGCGCCGUGCGCGCAAAUGCUCGCCAAGGAUUCGAAUCCAAACGUGCGCAGUUCCGUGGCGCAAAGGCUUGGCGUAAUCGCUCAGUCGCUAAACAAUGCGAAUGACUGUGCAACAUUACUUCUUCCUUGUUUAAUUGAACUUUGUAAAGACGAUGAUCUCGGCGUACGAGAAGCAAUUCUCAAUACAAUUGCUGUUUGCCUUCCUCAUUUUUCGAAGGGUAUAUACAUUUUAGAAUUUAUAUCAAUCUGUCAUAGUGCUAAUAUACCUUAA